Molecule: messenger RNA, 921 nt
Organism: Amyelois transitella
Lineage: Eukaryota; Metazoa; Arthropoda; Insecta; Lepidoptera; Pyralidae
Product: MORN repeat-containing protein 5-like
Exons: 6
Coding region: 1-921 (306 amino acids)
Source: RefSeq, a predicted model, not a curated record
AUGUCACAGAUGAAAGAUAUACAGCAGCCAGACAGACGUGUGUCGCAGUAUGAAACACUCAUGAGGAAGUUUUCUCAGGCGCAUAAGGAAACGUGCAGGUCAGUGCAGGUGGACAUUCCGAUGGUCCAGCGAGCUGCGAAGCAGUUCCCAACUGGCUCUCAGUAUACGGGCACAUGGGAUGUGCUGGGGAUGAGUGGCACUGGAGAAUAUACGUUUUCUAAUGGGGUAAAAUACACUGGAGAAUUUGAUGACGGGAUGUUCCAUGGCGAGGGAGAGCUGCUUUACCCCAACGGAGAGGUUCUUAAGGGCAGUUUCCGGCAGGGCCGCAUGGUAGAACGAACGUUGAUAUUCGCUGACGGCUUGUAUUAUAGCAACACCGAUUGGAUGUACUGUGAAAUGCCAGACAGAAGGUACACAAUAGAAUAUGAGGAGGGUCUGAAACCAGCUGGCCAGUCGAAUGUGACUGCAGAUCUUCCGCCCAGGGAGAUACCACCAGGAUUUUACGACACCGGGGACGGUUUCUAUGAUCCAGAGAGCAAAAUGGUGUAUUGUGCUGAUAAUAUAUCUGCUAUAUUAAGAUCUCCAUCAAUCAAAGAACAGGAUUGGAUUAUCGAAAAUUGUCGCACGAAUCCAAGCGAAGAAAUCGGCCCUCGACCUGAUUUGUACGAAGACUGGCUUGAACCAAUGGCAGAGCCCGAGCCUUUACCCCUCCCAGCCGCCAUGUCAAGGGCUACCGAGUAUAUGUUUGAAGGUAAUACUCCGUCAUCCCUGUCUUUGGGCGACGACGACAGCAGCACAGCUAGAUUGAAUGACUACAGCAGGUGGUUACGUCGCUUUAGACAGUCUUGCUCUUACCGUUCCUCGACUAAACUAAAUCGUUCUUCAACUAAACUGAUUCGUUCAACAACUAAAUUAAAUUGA